Molecule: messenger RNA, 1535 nt
Organism: Zingiber officinale
Lineage: Eukaryota; Viridiplantae; Streptophyta; Magnoliopsida; Zingiberales; Zingiberaceae
Exons: 2
Coding region: 195-1217 (340 amino acids)
Source: RefSeq, a predicted model, not a curated record
CCCUAAUAGAUGUUCUUAAUCAUGCACAUAUUGGCCUAAAGAAAGAAGAAGAUGAAAGAUUUACUUCUUUUCUUCUCCUCUUUCUCCUCAAGAGAUUCAAAUAUUGAAUUCCAAAGACACUCAAGGAAGGAGGAGAGAGGAGAAGAAGAAGGAUUACUUUUGGCUUUAAGAUUAGCAAAUAAAAACAAUCUGUAAUGUGGCUCUUGUUUGUGCUGCACAAGGUCUUUCCCCCUCUGUUUGUUUUGUUCCUGAAUUCCCUCCCAGUCAUUGCUUGCACAACUCUUCUUCUUGGAGUCCUUUUGGUCCACAGCGAGCCGAACACCCGCAAGCACAAGCCCCGCGGUAGCCGCGAUCGAACGAGGAAGGAUUCAGUCACUGACAAGGAAGGUUUGGAGCCCGAUUCUAGAGCCACAAGGAAGACAGUUGUGAGAAGAGUUGUUUCUAGUGCCAUUUGUGUUGAGAAAGCAAGUGACGAGAAGGAUGCGGAUAGUGAUGAAUGGCAUGAAAUUGAUCAAGAACAGGACGGCGAUCUUUCCGAUUUCAAGUCAGCCGAUGGUAGUGAUGUUGGAGAGACAUAUGGAGAGAAAGAUGGUGAUGAAAAAAAUGUCGUGUCAUGGAGUGAAGAUGAUCAGAGAAUUCUCAUUCAAAUCGGGAACUCCGAGCUCGAAAGAAACCGGCGGUUGGAGAGGGUAAUUGCCAUUCGAAAGGCAAGGAGGCUGAUGAUGGUGGACAAUGGAGGAGACAAGCCAAUUCUUCAUUCUCAUCUCUCUUCUAUCAAUGCAUCAUCAAGAAAGAACCCAAUUGAAGAUCCUUAUGACUCAACCGAGCCACCGGGCUCAGCCACCCCUUCGGCGCAAAGCCCGUUCGAUCUUCCUCAGGAUCCUACAAUAUCCAAGGAGAAUUCGAAUUGUAGUUCAGAUUCGUCGAAUUCACACAAUGAAUGUGAGUCGAUUUCAUCUGAGGCAAACAAGAAGCCUGAUGCAACAGGAGCUGAUCAAUUUAGCUGGUUCGCAUUGAGUCUGGCAUCGGUCGAAGAGCAUGAAUCGCUGUCGAAGGAGGUGUCGGUGAUCGAGGAGGCGGAUGUGAUCGGGCAUGAAAUGUACAGAGCUCGCAAAGGUUUCGGUUCCGAUGGCCUAGUUGUGAGCAGGGCUGUGCCGGCACCAGCAGCAGCUAAGAAGGCAUUGCUGCGGUCAAGUGUGGUUUCAAUGAGGAUGUAGACUGAAACCGAUGGAAGCAUCAAGCUGAGUUCUUUAUGUUGUUGCAUAUGGAGCUAGUGUGUUGUCUCGUGUACUUGUUCGGUCGGGUCGGUCGGUUAGCACGGGUCUGGUUCGAUUGAAGUAUACCCGUAGUCUAGUUGCGGUGCUCGGAUUGAACUUGGUUUCAAAAGUGUGGGCCUAGCUCGAUCGAGGUGCGCUUAGUCCAACCAAGGUGCUUGGAUGGAGUCACUUUCGAGUCGGGGCUGAAGUGGAUUGAACUCGGUUUCAAACACCUUGUUAGUCGGGGCAAUGAAUGGUCAAUGUGUCUUUCUCUUCUUA